Ylistrum balloti is the source of this 993-nucleotide messenger RNA. RefSeq names its product M-phase inducer phosphatase-like. Gene Ontology annotation, molecular function: protein tyrosine phosphatase activity. The record is from RefSeq and is a predicted model, not a curated record. Gene Ontology annotation, biological process: protein dephosphorylation; G2/M transition of mitotic cell cycle; positive regulation of G2/M transition of mitotic cell cycle. The transcript has 8 exons. Lineage: Eukaryota; Metazoa; Mollusca; Bivalvia; Pectinida; Pectinidae. Bases 1 to 993 code for a protein of 330 amino acids. Gene Ontology annotation, cellular component: nucleus; cytoplasm.
AUGGCAUCAACUUUGAUUUUGACCCCAUGCCGCAGCCUUGACUUCGACGACGAAGAGGUCAAAUCUUUGAUGACCCCGGAAGUAAAGAAGGAUCUCCGUCAUCUGUUCGAUGAUGAUGAUUCUGGGCUAGGAAUAGAUGAUCACUUGAGUCCAUCAGCUGACUUCAAGGUGUCCACACGGUUAGAUUUCAGCAACGUGUUCGCUACCCCAGGAAAACAUAUUAUUAAAAGAAACGACACCGAAAUCAAGCGUUCCCUCUUCUCAGGCAAGCGUUUCCGUGAUGAAGCUGACGAUUUCCUAACUCCCUCACCAAAAGCACAAAAGAAGAAUGAUGGGGUUUUCAGCAGGACGAUGUCUUGUGGGGAAAGACCGAUAUUGAGAUCACGUGACCUUAAGGCUGCUGUUAACCGACUGGUGGAGGAGGACUUGGUGGGGGAUGCGACAGAAACGUUUUGUCUUCCGACUAUCCGGGGCAAACAUCAAGACCUUAAGUCUAUCUCCGUAAACACGAUGACUGACCUUUUAACCGAAAGAUAUGAUGACGUCAUCAAUAACUACAGAAUCAUCGACUGCCGAUACCCAUACGAGUAUGAAGGAGGCCAUAUCAAGGACGCGGAGAACAGAUAUACACGUGAUCAGAUUCAACAGCUGCUUCAUGAGACACCGACUCGUGACGUCACCGGAAAGAGAAACAUUCUCAUUUUCCACUGUGAAUUCUCCUCCGAGAGGGGACCCAAAAUGAUGCGUUUCCUUAGAUCUCAGGACCGUACUCAGAAUGAGGCUAACUAUCCGUCCUUGACCUUCCCCGAGGUGUACCUCCUGGACGGCGGCUACAAGGCAUUCUAUCACACAGAAAAGACACUGUGCCAUCCCCAGGAAUACAAACCAAUGCUGCAUCCUGGCCAUUCUGAAGAUUUACGUCACUUCCGAACUCGAUCAAAAUCCUGGUCGGCGGGGAACAAGAAGAGAACACUUUCCCGGCGUCGCCAAUGA